Durotheca rogersii is the source of this 903-nucleotide messenger RNA. Its product is annotated as NAD(P)-binding protein. The transcript is spliced from 2 exons. Bases 1 to 903 code for a protein of 300 amino acids. The record is from RefSeq and is a predicted model, not a curated record. Lineage: Eukaryota; Fungi; Ascomycota; Sordariomycetes; Xylariales; Xylariaceae. Gene Ontology annotation, molecular function: oxidoreductase activity.
AUGGCUAGCAUUACGAAGGUCGCUCUAGUAGGAGCUAAAGGAAACCUCGGAGAGGCGGUGUUGGAUCGUCUGUUGAGCACUGGUUUCGAGGUUACAGUCCUCUCUCGCCCAGAAAGCACUCAGGUUUUCCCGGCGGCUGUCAGCGUCAAGAAAGUUGAUUAUGAUUCUCUCGACUCCCUGACGGAUGCUCUCCGCGGCCAAGAUGCUGUUGUCUCCACGAUCGCAUCCGCGGCGUUGGGCAAGCAGCUUCUCCUGAUCGACGCGGCGGCUAAGGCGGGUGUCAAGCGUUUUAUCCCGUCCGAAUUCGGUGCCGACACAACCCACGAGAAGACAUCGCCCCUACCCGGCUUCAAGACCAAAUUGGAUGUCCAGGAAGCCCUCAAAAAGGCCGCUGCCGAAGAUCGCCUGACCUACACCAUCAUCCUCAACGGGCCAUUUUUGGAUUGGGGAAUUAGAGUCGGCUUCCUAGCCAACGUUAAAGAGCGGACAAUCGAUCUAGCGGACGGAGGUAACCGCAAAGCCUCGGCAUCGACUCUGGCGACCGUCGCGAAGGCUGUCGAGGGCGUGCUGAAGAACCCGGAGCAGACAAAGAAUCGCGCAGUCUACGUCCAAGACACCGCCAUCAGUCAGAAGGAGUUGGAGGAGCGGCUCAAGAAAGCCACCGGAACAACGGAGUGGACCGAGACCGUGUCUUCGGUCGAGGAGGGCGUCAAGCAGGGCUGGGAGGAGGCCAAGAAGGCGCAGCCAGAUCCGUGGGUGCUCUUUGGCACGACUGUCAAGGCGGCAAUCUGGGGUGACGGAUACGGAGGCCAUUUCCAGAAGCUCGACAAUGACCUGUUCGGCAUUAAAGAGUUGACCGAGGCCGAGCUCCAGGCUGUCAUAGAGAAGAGCCUGCCCAACUAA